AUGGAAGGGAAGAGUGAACUGAUCGGUGCCCCUGCGACGGAUAGCCCGCAGACAAUCAUGGAUCGGUUCAGGGAUUGUGUGGCUCGAUAUCCUGAUAACCUGGCCGUUGUGUGUACGCACCAGCCGGCAGGUCUGUAUGGGUGUCAGAGUGUUGCAUUGGAAGAUGAGGUGUAUAAGAAUAGUCCGUAUCUGAGGUGGACCUAUCGUGACCUUGCACGAGGUGUGCAGCGUCUUGUUGCUGCUUUCGGUGGAAAGGAAAUUACUCGUGGCACACCGCUGUAUAUGUUUUCCUCCAAUCGUGUCGAGUACGUCAUGACGACUCUCGCUGCUUAUACCCUUGGCCUCGUGCAUGUUCCUCUCAACCCAACCAGUUUGGAGAAUGCUGCCGAGGUGAGGCAUAUGAUCCGCACUGUCGUUGAGUUCCAAACGUCUUCAUCUGCUGUCAUUCUUGCCAACGAUGUUGGCAUUGCCAAUGCGUUGGAUGAGAUCAAGCCUGAUGACCUCACGUGUGCAAAGAUAAGUGGCGCCGAAAGGUCCGUCCUCUUCACGAGCGGCACUACCUCUCUCCCGAAAGGAUGUCUCAUCAAAGUGCCUGCCUGGGUUGACACAUUGAACUCCUCAUUGAGUCUGGGGACUCUCCAACCAAGUGAUCUCGUGGCCGUCGCAGUCCCCAAUAACCAUGCCUUUGGAUGGAUCUGCUUGAUGAUCCCUCUGCUCCGUGGAACUGCCGUCGCCUUUGCUGGUCCCAAGUUCGCACCCGGUGCUACUCUCGAUGCCAUCCAGCAGGAGAAAUGUACUCAUCUCACCAUGGUCCCAACUAUGCUGCAUAGCAUCGUGCAGGUCAAGUCGGAAUAUAAACAACGCACUGACAGUCUCCGGGGCUUUCUCUUCGGCGGCAUGACCAUGUCCCCUGCUUUCUUGAAGAUGUGCCAGUAUGAUCUCGGUGUUCCGACUAUCGAGAACCUCUUCGGAAUGACAGAAGGUGUCUUCUCUUGUACUGGUAUCGUAUCUGAUAUGCAAGGCAUAGUCAAUGAGAUGGAUGUCUCCAUCGGCCAUCCUAUCCAUGGCUCUCAUGUCCGUAUCUGCGCACCGGGUGAACGAACCCCCUUGCCCAAGGGUGAGCUCGGACAACUUCACUUUUCUAGCUCUACCAUGAUCGAUGGAUACAUGGGGAAAGACAGUGAUGAUUUCUACGAAGCUGACGGAAAGCCGUGGUUUAUCACCGGUGACCAGGCAUUCGUCGACACCAGCAACCGUCUCUAUAUCACAGGGCGAUACAAGGAUCUCGUCGUCCGUGGUGGAGAGAAUUUGUCUGCAGCGAAGGUCGAAGCUACUCUUGGUGAUGUUCCUGAAUUGAGGUCAUUGGAACCGCAGAUUGUGGCUGGUAAAGAUCCGAUUGCUGGGGAAGUGCCAGUCCUCAUCGUCAACGAGGAUGUGGAUCAGAGUGUCGUCAAGCAGAUCAAGGACACUAUUCGCGAGAGAUUGGGUGUUAUUUAUGUUCCGAAUGAGGUUAUUUCUUUGCAGGCUUUGCAGUUGCAGGACUAUCCUCGCACGACGUCAGGAAAGAUCCAAAAGUCCCAGGUUGCGGGUGUGGUUCACAAGUAUCGCGAUGCAAAGUCAAAGGCAAUGAGUGAAGAUAGCUUGGGAGACGAUCUCAAAAGCAAGGUUAUUCGAGAAUGGUCUCGUGUUCUUGGUCUCGAAGUCAACCAGAUCGACAUCAACAUUUCCAUCUCCAAACUGGCCGACAGCAUCCUCCUGUUGAGUGCCCGUGACAGAAUCAGAAAGGAAACUGGUCGCAGUGUUCCUCUGUCUGAAUGGACUGCGGUCGACAGCAUCGCAGAGCAGAUCCAGCUGCUUGAAAAUGUUUCCUCGAGCCAGAAUACUCUGAUGGCACAGCCUAAACGUGCUGGUCCGCCGUCUGUAGAUGAUAUUGUUCAUCUUGGUGGUGAUUCGGAAGAAUUUGAUGCGACGAAGGCUGCUGUUGAAUCUGCCAUCAAUAGCUAUGGACUGUCAUGGGAAGAUGUUGACGAUGUGAUGCCAACGACCGACUACACUGCUGCCCUGUGCAAGUCGAGAUGUAUGGAUAUGUGCCGGAUUGGAUCGUCGACGAUUGUCAAGGAUGUCGAUGGAACUAAACUGCGCAACGCCCUCGAAGCAGCCCUGGCCAUCAAUCCCAUCUUGACCUCUUUCUUUGUCGGCGAUGAAGACCGUCUCGGACCGGAUGUGUCUCUGCAUGUCACCAUUGGCCAGACCAAGUCCUUCUUGGAUAGAUGCAUCUCAGACUACGGCGUCAUCAACACGAUGGAUGAAGUGAAGAGCAUGGUGUUGAACUAUCCCUUCCGUGACCAUGCUCUCCUUCCUGGCCCUCUCUUCCGCGCCAUGAUUGCUUUUGUCCCCGAGAUCAACUCUCACGUUCUCAUCACCUACAUCUCCCACACCGUCAUCGACAAAACCUAUCACGGCCUCUUCAUGGAAGACAUCGACCGCGCCCUCACCAACCAGCCUCUUCGCCCUCACGUCCCCUUCAAGCACUGGGCUGACUCCUAUCACACCCUGCGCACUUCUCCGAUGGCCAACACCGCCGUGCGCUUCCACGCCAACUAUCUCAAAGACAUCCACGACCACAAACACGCUCUGUGGCCUCAUCCCACCAAGACCAUCACCGUCUCUCCAGACCGCAAAGACAUCGACGGCCACUUCACCUCCUUCCCUGCCCCUUCCUUCCUCCGUCUCCGCGAUAAACACCCCGGCAUCACACCCCCCAUCAUCAUGAAGUCCGCCCUCGCCCUGCUCGCCAUCUACCACACAAACCACACCCACGCCCUCUUCGGCAACUUCGAGGCAGCCCGCAAACAAUAUCCCUUCGUCCCAGACUCGUACAACUUCUCCGAUGCAGCAGACGUAGGCGGGCCCACCUUCACCGGCGUCCUCAACCUCGUCGACUACCAGCCCGAAGAAACAGUCCUCGCCUACCUCCAGCGCAUGCAGCACUACCAGGCAAAACUCACCCAACACGCCAGCGUCCCUUGGAACGAAGUCUUCCGCAAGCUGGGCGGCUCCGCAUCUGAAGUCCUCUCCGCCGUAACCAGCUCGCUCAACUUCAACUGGAUGCCCGGUCUGGGCGCGAUGAUCCGUGGCGGAAACCCGUACGAGAAACUGGAGCUCGCGCAGGUCAGCGCCCGGACCAAUGUGGGUAUGGUGGUGAAUUCUGGGGCGAUUGGAGAUGACGGCAGCCAGAUUGUGAUUCUGAUCCAGGGGGCUGUGUCGAAUCGGUCGACGCAGUGGGUGACGAGGGUUGCGGAGCAUCUGAAGAAGAUUGCCCUGUGGAUGGCGGAUGAGCAGUCGUAUGAUAGGCCAGUGGGGGAUUUUAUCGAGUGUUUGGAUUAUUUUUGUUCUCUUCUUUAG
Aspergillus wentii DTO 134E9 is the source of this 3405-nucleotide messenger RNA. RefSeq lists its product as uncharacterized. The record is from RefSeq and is a predicted model, not a curated record. The coding region runs from base 1 to 3405 and encodes 1134 amino acids. NCBI's taxonomy places the organism in Eukaryota, Fungi, Ascomycota, Eurotiomycetes, Eurotiales, Aspergillaceae. Gene Ontology annotation, biological process: fatty acid metabolic process. Gene Ontology annotation, molecular function: medium-chain fatty acid-CoA ligase activity. The transcript is spliced from 4 exons.